ACUGCUGAGUAAAACCUUUAAAAAAAAUAAUAUUUAUUUCGUCAAACCUGAGCAAAAAAAUAAAUACAUUUGCUCCUUAUCACUAGGAUAGUACUCAUAGUACCCAUAGUAAUAAUAUUUAAAAAAAAGUAUAGUAAAGAAACAUGAAAAAACAGCUAUACGGAACUCCGCGGGAGUCAUCGCCAGGAUUCCGCCGGCUAUGUGCAGACAGCACGCAAAAGUCUUUUUUUGGCGGGAACUCGAACUGCUCUCCACUUCCAGGGAGCUUGAAAAAAACUGCCCUGCACAACAGCCGGCAUAGUUUGUCCGGGCGAUCUACCCAAUCGAUACCCGGCAUCCGGUCGGACUACAAUGUUGUGGAGAGCUUUGGUUUUCCCCUGCCCGUCGUAGUGAACGAGGCCUUGACCUUUGUGGGAUCUGCUGCAGGAGCCGUUUCUGCGAAGGUUGCCCAAAAUGGCUGGGCUUGGGUUGUGCACGGCCGCCGACUUUUAAUUUGGCAGUACAAAGAGACGUCCAAGGGUGCCAAGCAACCUAGACGGGGAGGUGGCUUGUCUCAAUGCCGCGAACUACAACUGCCCUACUCCGAUUUAGGGUACAACAGUGAGUUGAUUAGUGUAUUCCAGACAGACGGCCAGCAAAUGGCAUCCUGCAUAGCAGUUUCUGCAACGGGAGAUGUGCGCUAUUGGCCAUCUAUCGCCCACGACGGGAAUAACGUGAAUCUACCGAUCCUAACCGGUCAGGACUUCGUUCAGAUCAUAAAUCUACCAUUGCAACAGGGCUACCUUGCUGUGACCUCAACUUGCACAUUGGUAUUUCUCAGCGUAGGCCUCACCAACGGCCGAUACUCGUUGCACCACAAGACCAUAAAACCGGCCACCAGUUUGCUUGGUGGCUUUGGUAAGAAAUUUUCGUCCAUGCUUAUUGGAAUGAACACGGGCAGCGACAAGGAUCCGCUCUUGGUUGGCAUGUGCUGCGAGAGAAAUUCUCCUGAAGGUGAAACCGUGGUGGCUGUGCUCUCGGAUCGUUCGAUCCAGCGCUGGAGUUUGUCAAACAAAGGGAAUACAGAACAUUUACUCCACGAGGAUGAAGAGGUGGUGCGUCGGAUUCGCGAAGAGUUUAAGCAAAAGUUCUGGAAUCUCCGUACUCCCGCGGACAAUGUGGAAAUCGAGUUGAAUCUGCUGGACUUUAAUAUCGUAGAUGACAAGGCUUACAUAUUGGCUGGAGCUGUUAACGCUGCUCACGCUCCACAGAUGUGCUAUGCCGUUGCUGUGGCCAGUGUCCAACCGAACAGCAUACUUUUGGAGUCAAUCACACCCCUUAAGUUAAAUAAAUUCUACAACGCCAAGACCAAAGAGGAUUGCGUCAGCCUUCGCUUCAUAAUAGGGAGCAGCCACAUCUACCUCUACACCCCAAAGGUGGUGUAUCCGUUGCUAUUGGCAAACGCCGUACCCACAGCCGAACUUGAGGCGGAGAAGAUUGAAUUUCAUUUGCACGACGAUCGAAUCCUAUGUGCUGCCGUCUGCAGUCGACUGCCGCUGUUCUUUAGCCGCACACACGGACUGGUUUCAAUCACACCCGGCGACUUUGAUGCCAACGAGCUGCAUAAUAUGAGCACCUGCAAUACACCAGAUCUGUUUGCACCAGCUAUGCUCGGUAGUUUCAGUGCACCCGAUCAGUCUACACUGACCGCAGUAACUGGCAGCAGCAACAAUCUGCACAUGUUCGAACUGGAUCCGGAUGAGCUAUACAGCGAUCUAAGUGACGAAGUGGGCCAGUUAAAGGCUGCCUUCGUGUACCACCUGAAGCGUAAUAACAACAUGGUGAAGACAAUUAUCGGGGAGCUUCUGCGCACUGUCAAUGAGCCCGAUCAAUAUGGUGCACCCUUGGAUGCCUACAAGUUGGAUAGAAUUGUCAUCACAAUAGCGGAGGACUUGGCCGAGGAUCUUCCAAUCGCCGAUCCACGCUGGGAAGAGGCUCUGGGCGAUCACGAUGGCAAUCGUCAUGCGUUAGGGAGCUCACGCUCUAUGCAAAUCAUCAAUCAGCUACGGGACAAAACCCUUGCCUUCGAUCACUUUGUCUCAUUUCUUCAUGCCAGCGGCGUUUGGGAGAAGCUCAAUGCCAUACCCUGUGGUAGUAAUGUGCUGAAGCCGACCAGUUUUAUAUUGUCCGAUAUUAGCGAGAAAAUAGUGGCUGCCAUGGCACUCCGUUCCUUGCAGGCCAAACAACCAAAAAUCAUCGAGCAUGCCAUCGAUGCCACUGUCGCCAUGUGGGAUGAGAAGCCCAAUGGCAACCUAACCACCCAGGACAUAUUCUAUGUGAAACUGUGCAAAUUCCAGUUUGUAUUCGAGGCCCUAGCCGAAAUGGCUGACAAUCAGAUUUCAGCUCAGAGAGAUACCACAGUAAUGGUGGCCCAAUUUCUCAACGAUACCAAUUCCAUCGUCCUGGAUACACUGGGCCAGGUGUUUAUGCAUCGUGAGCAACAGGCGAACAACUUCACACCGCACAAUGACAGACUGGCCGCCUGCGAAAACCUUCCCUGGACGGCCAUGUCGGGAAGUGCUGGAGUUCGAGACACUCUCAACCGACUUAUAGACCUCAGCCUGCGCUAUGGUUCCCAGUGCAUCAGUGAGACGGAGCUAAGCCAGAAGUUGUACCAGCAAAUAUACGAGCUAGUCGAUUUGGUGCUUGAGGGGCGCAAGAACUACUUGGAUAGUGUUCGAGGAUCGGAGAAGGCUAAUCUGUUGCAGCAGCAGUUUGAGGCACAGCGCAGGGAACUCAUCUCAGUCCUAAUCAAGGAUCUUAAGUACGAGUAUGCCGCUAAGUUGGCUGAAAAGUAUCUGGACUUUCAUAGUCUAGUGCUAAUAUGCGACUUGACCAAUGACAAAGAACGUUUGGAUGAUUACAUGCGCAAAUACGAGGAGUUUAACUUCUCGCAGUUUGCCAUCAGCUGGCAUCUGCGGCAGAAGCGGCAUGGCGAGGUAUUCGAGCGCUUCAAGGACAACCCGAUAGCGCUGGCACAGUUCAUGCGUGACCAUUCAUCGCUGGUCUGGAUUCAGCUGAUAUUCAACGGCGACUACGAGCGGGCGGCAAAGGGGCUGUACGACCUGGCGCAAAACGAGAAGGAGAUUGUGGCGCGCAAGAAGUCAAUGUUGUCUCUGGCCAAGCUGGCUGCUUUUGCGGCGCCCGACACCGACCUGACGUCGCAGAUGGAGAAGAUUAAUGCUGAUCUAAAGCUCAUCGAGUAUCAGCUGCAGUUGAGCCAUGACGUACUUGAAAACUUUGGCCUCGACCCAGUAGAACAGAAAGUGCUCAAAGCUGAAGAUAUUAUCGAUCUAUACAUCGCCGAUAAAAACGAUAAUGCCACCGAAGUGGAGUUUGGCAAGGCCUUGGAACUGCUGAGCUUUGUGGAGCAGCCCUACGAUCUGCGCCACAAGAUCUGGUGUGCGGCCAUACGCCGCGACAACUGGGUCGACUAUGACCACAAUAAUUCCGUGGAAUACAUGCAGAAGCUGCUAUUCUACAAAAUCAUUGAAAUCUCGGAGCUGAUGGGCAAGGAAGGCGACAAUGUUCUGCCGCCCAUGGAGGAGUUCCUGGAGAGCACAGAACUAGAUGACCUGCCGCAGAACAAGUCGUUCCAGUAUCUCUUGAAACUGACCUACGAGUAUGUGGCCGAUAUGUUCAAACAGCCACCAGACAUGGAAGUCUAAUUAUGCUUUGCAUAUACAUACAAUCAUUUACAUUUAUUAAAGUUUAAACCAAAAGCUGGAGAUGA
Messenger RNA from Drosophila pseudoobscura, 3772 nucleotides. Its product is annotated as nuclear pore complex protein Nup133-like. Bases 144 to 3707 code for a protein of 1187 amino acids. Lineage: Eukaryota; Metazoa; Arthropoda; Insecta; Diptera; Drosophilidae. Gene Ontology annotation, cellular component: nuclear pore outer ring. Gene Ontology annotation, molecular function: structural constituent of nuclear pore; protein binding. Gene Ontology annotation, biological process: protein import into nucleus; transcription-dependent tethering of RNA polymerase II gene DNA at nuclear periphery; poly(A)+ mRNA export from nucleus. The transcript is spliced from 9 exons. The record is from RefSeq and is a predicted model, not a curated record.